Messenger RNA from Suillus paluster, 1006 nucleotides. RefSeq lists its product as uncharacterized. The transcript is spliced from 3 exons. Bases 254 to 868 code for a protein of 204 amino acids. NCBI's taxonomy places the organism in Eukaryota, Fungi, Basidiomycota, Agaricomycetes, Boletales, Suillaceae. The record is from RefSeq and is a predicted model, not a curated record.
GGGCACUGUUCAUGCCACCAUUUAUCGUGAUUAUUCCGACAAUGAUGUUUUUAUUCUGACGAGUUUAAAAUUCUGUCAUGUCACUUCUUUCGUAGUAUUACACCGACGUUAACGAUCAGCCACUAAUUUUCGGUGUGCCACCAGCUUACAAACAUAUGUCGGAAUGUUUCGUGCACACAAACCCCGGCAAAUCCCUGCGGGCGUUCCACCAGCAUCUUAACCUCACACGUACGCGCUACCCACUGCCAAAAAUAUGAGAUUGAUUGAACGAGUUUUACUUGCCAAAGAGCUUGUAGUUGCAAUACUAGACGGCUUAAACCUCCGAGACUUGCUCAAUGUUGCGCAGACGUGCACAACCAUGCGUGGGGUAGUUCUCUACCUCAUAGAAAAAUACAAUCACCAGAUCCUGACUCCGUACAUCCUUUCUGAGUGUCGUCGCCAUCAAUUCUUCGCCGUUUUAACCGCCACACGCGGUGUGAUUACUGGAUCUUGCGCUCUCAACAUGAUUCUGGGUUCACCUUCAUAUCCCACCAACAAUCUCAAUAUCAUUGUUCCAGCGGGAGAAUUCGACACUAUGGCACGAUUUCUAACCGAUGACCUUUUUUUUUGUCACCGGUUCUACCACCACAGAAUUAUGCGAUCUACAGUCCAAACUUUUACAGAAUUCAACCACCUCGGAGCCCGCAUCACUCUCACUGAAUCUAGGGACAAACAAGAUGUUAUGAGGGUCAUCAUCAACUGUCCAACCACCGCUGAUAUGUCAUUAAUCACGCCCGGAGGAGCUGCAACUCUUUAUCCCACUAUGACAAUCGCUAACAACAGAAGUUUCAAUAUCAUCUAUAGUGAAAGUAUCCAGGUAGAAUAUUGAAGAACAAAAUUUAAAAAGCAGAUGCGCAACAAGUUGCACCAUCACUGUCAAUGUUAUAUCAAAUCGCUUCUCAGCGCCACGAUCUCCAAUUCUAGCCACAGGUGGCAUGUAUGUCGACCCCCACAUUCCCGACACUGA